GGUGGUACAGUGGAAAGCGCCACGUGCCCCUCGGCUCCCUCUGCCCAGUAGCACUUAGGACCAGAGGUGGAAGCUGCCUCCUACCGAGUCAGGGCCUUGGUCCCUCUUGCUCAGUAUCGCCUACCCAGGCUGGCAGCGGCUCCUCCCAGCCCUACCGUGGAGAUGCUGCCAGGAAGGGAACUUGGAACCUAGGUGGCCAGAUUUGGCUUUUAAAAAGCCAAAUUCUGGCUUACGGCCCAUUUGACCCACGAGUAGACCCCUUCGGUUCUGGCAACUCAGCCCGGAGGGGGCUCUUCCCAGAGCGGGUUCCUGAUUCUUCUGCCUUCUCGGCUGGCUGGGCUUACUCCCCUCAGGGUGGAACCCCAUAGUGUGGGCUGAGGGGCUGGUGGGGGGGGGAGAGAGUGGGGCAGGCGGCCCUUUUCCUCCCCCCGCUCUGUGGCCCUGGCAUCGGCCCCCGCUGGGUGUCCUUGGACUUCUCCUUGCUUCCCUUGCAGGGAGGCUGAGGAGGCCCUGAGCUACGCCAAGGCCCCGUCCAUGUUCUUAUCCCUCUCAAUCCUCGUACAAGGGAGAGGGAAGGAUGCCGCUUUGUUUUGACUCGGCCAAGAGGUGGCAGACAAGCAAGCUCUCGUCUUCACCGAGACCGUUGCCUUGCAAGAAAGCUCUUUGGGUGGCAGGCAACCAGGACAGGCACCUUGGCAGGCAAAGGGGUCCCCACACUGCUGCUGCUGCCGCCGCCGCCGCCGCCGCUGCCGCCGCCCUCCCUCCAUCCCUGCCUCCAGCCGUGGUGCCGCACGGGGGGAGCUCCUAGUGACGAGGGCCCCAGCAGCCGACCUCGCCAGCCCCCGCCCCGCGGCCCCCGCCAUGCCGUCCAACGGGCCCUUUGACACAAGCAGCCCCACUGCAGACCGGGAGGCAGCCGACGCUCAUCAGGGUGAAGUGGAAUCGGGUGAGAAUCGGAACAAGGAGGAGACACCAGAUCCGGGGAUACCCAUGAGGAAAGCAGGGCGGCCGGGCAGGAAACGCAAGCAGCCGGUGGUGGAGAGCAGCGAAACCCCCAAAGACACGGCCUCAGCACCGAAGUGCCCCCCACCUGCUCACAACACCAGCCCCAUGGAGCAAGUGCCCAAUGGCGACGCAGAGAUGGACGGCCCCGAGAGCAGCAGCACCACCGACCUGACGGGCGAGUCCAGCAGCCUCCCGGACGGGGAGACGGGACGGGCCCUGGAGAAUGGGCGCUGCACCCCCAAGGACAGCCCUGGCCCCCCUGCCAGCGAAGGCAAAGACGAGAAGGAGGAAAGCCACUACAGUUCGCUGAAGAUGGAGGGAUCCCGAGGCCGCCUGCGCGGGGGGCUGGGCUGCGAGUCGAGCCUGCGCCCCCGACCCAUGCCGCGCCUGACCUUCCAGGCUGGGGACCCCUACUACAUCAGCAAGCGGAAGCGGGACGAGUGGCUGGCCCGCUGGAAGAGGGAGACCGAUAACCCACCGGCAGCUCAGCUUGACAAGGCUGAGAAGAAGGCCAAGGUCAUUGCCGGGAUGAAUGCCGUGGAGGAGACGCCCCGGAGCGAGCCCCAGAAGGAGGAAGAGGCCAGCCCACCCGCCUCCCAGCAGCCCACCGACCCGGCCUCUCCCAACGUGGCCACCACUCCAGAACCCGUGGGGCCCGAUGCCGUGGACAAGGGCAUGUCCAAGUCAGCCGACGAUGAGCCGGAGUACGAGGACGGCCGGGGCUUUGGGAUCGGGGAGCUGGUCUGGGGGAAGCUGCGUGGCUUUUCGUGGUGGCCGGGCCGCAUUGUUUCCUGGUGGAUGACGGGCCGGAGCCGAGCUGCGGAGGGCACCCGCUGGGUCAUGUGGUUUGGAGACGGGAAGUUCUCGGUGGUCUGUGUGGAGAAGCUGCUCCCGCUCAGCUCCUUCUCCAGCGCCUUCCACCAGGCCACGUACAACAAGCAGCCCAUGUACCGCAAGGCCAUCUACGAAGUGCUGCAGGUGGCCAGCAGCAGGGCGGGCAAGAUCUUCCCCUCCUGCCCAGAGAACGACGAAUCAGACACGUCCAAAGUGGUGGAGAUCCAGAACAAGCAGAUGAUCGAGUGGGCCCUGGGGGGGUUCCAGCCUUCGGGCCCCAAGGGCCUGGAGCCCCCUGAAGAGGAACGCAACCCCUACAAAGAAGUUUACACGGAGAUGUGGGUGGAGCCCGAAGCGGCUGCCUAUGCCCCUCCCCCGCCAGCCAAAAAGCCGCGGAAAAAUACGGCAGAGAAGCCCAAGGUCAAGGAGAUCAUUGAUGAGCGCACCCGAGAGCGUCUUGUUUAUGAGGUUCGGCAGAAAUGCAGGAACAUUGAAGAUAUCUGCAUCUCCUGUGGCAGCCUCAAUGUCACCCUGGAACACCCUCUCUUCAAUGGAGGCAUGUGCCAAAACUGCAAGAACUGCUUCUUGGAAUGCGCCUACCAGUAUGACGACGACGGCUACCAGUCCUACUGCACUAUCUGCUGCGGUGGCCGAGAAGUCCUCAUGUGUGGGAACAACAACUGCUGCAGGUGCUUCUGCGUGGAGUGCGUGGACUUGCUGGUGGGGCCGGGGGCCGCGCAGGCAGCCAUCAAGGAGGACCCCUGGAACUGCUACAUGUGUGGCCACAAGGGCAUCUACGGCCUGCUCCGGCGGCGGGAAGACUGGCCCUCGCGCCUCCAGAUGUUUUUUGCCAACAACCACGACCAGGAGUUUGACCCCCCCAAGGUCUACCCUCCAGUUCCUGCUGAGAAGAGGAAGCCCAUCCGGGUGCUCUCGCUGUUUGACGGCAUUGCCACAGGCCUGCUGGUGCUGAAGGACUUGGGCAUCCAGGUGGACCGAUACAUCGCAUCCGAGGUGUGCGAAGACUCGAUCACGGUCGGGAUGGUCCGACACCAGGGCAAGAUCAUGUAUGUUGGGGACGUCCGGAACGUCACCCAGAAACACAUACAGGAGUGGGGCCCCUUCGACUUGGUGAUUGGAGGGAGCCCUUGCAACGACCUCUCCAUCGUCAAUCCUGCCAGGAAGGGCCUUUAUGAGGGGACGGGCCGGCUCUUCUUUGAGUUCUACCGUCUCCUGCACGAGGCCCGGCCCAAGGAGGGAGACGACCGGCCCUUCUUCUGGCUCUUUGAGAACGUGGUGGCCAUGGGCGUCAGCGACAAGAGAGACAUCUCGCGCUUCCUGGAGUCCAACCCAGUGAUGAUUGAUGCCAAAGAAGUCUCCGCAGCACACAGAGCCCGGUACUUCUGGGGGAACCUGCCUGGCAUGAACAGGCCACUGGCUUCAACUGUGAAUGAUAAGUUGGAGCUGCAGGAGUGUCUGGAACACGGCAGGAUAGCCAAGUUCAGCAAAGUGCGGACCAUCACCACUCGCUCCAACUCCAUCAAGCAAGGCAAGGACCAGCACUUCCCCGUCUUCAUGAACGAGAAGGAAGACAUCCUGUGGUGCACCGAGAUGGAGAGGGUCUUUGGCUUCCCGGUCCACUACACAGAUGUGUCCAACAUGAGCCGGCUGGCAAGGCAGAGACUGCUGGGCCGCUCCUGGAGUGUGCCGGUGAUCCGCCACCUCUUUGCCCCGCUGAAGGAGUACUUUGCCUGCGUGUAAAGAGGCGCCCCCACAGACUGGCAAAGCGGAGCAGGAGGAGCAGGAGGAGGAGUCUCAAACACAACCACCCCCAGGAACAGAAGAGGAGGAGGAGGUGGUGGCUGGUGGGCCAGAGGGGGGGCGGGGAGAGGACAGCCCCACACGUGUGACGCCGGCUCCCAGCGCCCAGGUCUUCUUCGCCCAGCCUCUCCCCGAUUUGGACUGCCCCGACCUGACCACCCGGCCCCACGUUCUGUUGGUAACCCUUUAAUUUCCUGCUCUUUCUGGAUGGGUUUGUCUGUUAGUUUGGUUUCUGCCUCCCCUCGGCCGAGCCCCCGGCAGCCAGGGCUUGCCCACUGGCACGGCCGCCGCCGCCGGGCAUUCCAGCCAAGCCCAAAGCGGAGCGGGCUGUGGGGCGCCGCUGCCACCCCUGCUCGGCAAAGGAGCACAACGCCGGGCGUGGCCGGCCUCCUUGCUGGCCAGCGCCAGGCCGGGGGGCGGGCUGGAGCAGGGGAGCUGCCGGCCCCUCCCCACCCGCCCGCCCCCCAGCCACACUCUUUUCUACAGUAUUUGGGUGCCUACCACAUACAGAAGACCUUGAGGAAGCCACGCUUACCUCUUGUUUACAGUUUAUAUAUAUAUAUGAGAGUUAUGAGAGAGAAAUGUCUAUAUAUAAAAGGUACUGUUACUACUGUACAACUGACUUUCAAAAUGGUGCUUCUACCACAGCGGGGCGGGGGGCAUGUGCCUGAGGGCCACUUCUGUGGUGCUUCGAGUGCCAGCCUGCCGGAGGGGGGGUGGCUUUUCAGAGCAGCUCUGCCCCCCUUCUCGCGGGAGGGGGAAAGGGCGGGCAGGCAGGCAGGCAGGCAGCAAGCAGAGGGCGGUGCUGUCCUCCGCCCCCCCACCCGGGUGUCAUGCAAUAAUGCUCUUUGUUCCUCAGAGGCAACCCUCCCUCAGGCCCUCAGGGCCCUGCACGGAGGAGCUGGCCGGCCAGCCAGCCUCCCUGCGGGGGCGCAAGCAGCCGCCCUGACAGAACUGGUGCUUUCCUGCUGCUGCGGAGGAUGCCCUUGGGCGGUGCCCCCUCCCUGGGUCCCCCCACUGCCCACUUGGCCCUGCCGGCAGGCAGCCCCCAGGCCCCGCCCUCGUUGGGGUCAUCUCUGGACUCAAGGCUGCAGCAUCCUUCAGCGGGCCUUGGAGGGGGGCCUCUUCCCUCCGAUGGGGCCCCUUCAAUUGCAGACUCCACUGUAAGCUCUCCCUGGGGGUCGGGAGGUAGUGGGGAGAAAGACGUCACCCUCACCCCUCUGGGAUCUUGUGUGGUGUUUGGGGGGCCGCACCUACAGCUCCCCUCCCCCCUGUGUGUGAACCCCCCCCCCUUUCCUGUUUUGCUUGAUCAGACUCUGGCUGUGCUAACCCCUCUCACCCCCCCCCCGCGCAUGCUCUUGGGGGGGGCGGGGGGGAGUUCUCCCCUGGGGAGGGCCGCCCCUCUGCAUUUCCUGGGCCUAUACCUCAGCAGCUGUGGCACGGAAACCGUGGCCUUGGCCCGUGGGGUGCCAGGGGUUGCCAUGGGGCUCCAGCCACUCCUUGGUGCAUGGGCUUGGGGGUGCUUCUGCCUGCAGGGGCUGCUCUCCACAGGGUCCAAAGCCCUUGGUGCUAACAGGGAGAUGGGCCGGAGGUCCCCAGGAGCCCCUCCCGGCCUCAGCAGCUCCCCACUCUGCCUCAUGGACCCGAGUGAGGCAGUUGCUGCUGGCAGCAGAGCUCCCGUCUGGAAGGCUGCCGGCCUUGGUGCUAACAUUUCAGGGAGCUGGCGGGACGGGGCUCCUCUUACUUUGCCUCAAACUGUGAAGGGUGCUGGGGUCUCGCUCAGGGCUGGAUGGGGGAAGGAGGGUGGCGGAGGACUACUCUGGAGGAGACGCACGCACGCACGCAGCCAUGGCUCGUGGCCUCCCUGCCGCUCGAUUGGUCCUCCCUGCCUUGAGAGUCCAGCGGCUGCCUGCCCGUGUGUGGCAUUCUUCACGGGCAGCCUUGCUUUCCCUUGAGUCCCGCAGCGGCUUCAGCCCACCCUCUGCCCACGUGCCCCAGUGGGGGAGGGGAGAGAGGGCUCCUCGGGACUUCCCUGGUGCUAAGUGGGAAACACGAGCCCCCCCCCCAGUGACCUAGCCCUUGGGCUUUGCCCCCAGGGCCAUCUGAGCCAAGGGGGGUGGCUGGCUGCCCGAGCGGAGGCCUGCGGCCUCCCCCCCCGCCUGCUUUGGGCAGCGCCCCCCCUACCACUCCCCCCCGCCCCGAUCUCGCCAGAGCUGUCCUUCCAGUGACUUCUGGUUUGGCCCUCGAGCAAGCCGCCUCGUUCCCCAGGAGUCUGGACCCAGCAGGCCAUGGCUUGGCUGGCUCCCUGCCUUCCUGUGGGGCUGCCAGGCAGGCCCCACUCCACAGAGCCCCAUAGAGCAGACCCUCCUGAUCCUCCCCAAACUGGAAGUGACCACCCCCCAGAAAGCCUCCUUGGCUGUGUGGCCUGGCGGCUUGGGCUUGUGGGGCGGCCUGCCCCAGAAUCCCCCUGCUCCCCCCAGGGGGUGGGAGGAGGCAGCCUCUGGAGACGGACUCCGCUGGGCUCCCCUCGCUGGGCACAGGGCCCUCUGCCGGGGGGCACAGCCCUAGACUGAACAGCAAAGCAGCCGGACCCCAACCCCCCCCCCCCAUUGCCUGAAUUCCUUCAGCAUCUGCAGAGGAAGGAAAUGACAACCAAGGUGCUAAACUGUUUUAUUACAGAUCUUUGUUAACUUAAUUCUGCUGUCUAGACAAUGACUGUUUUGUUUCCUUGUAGUGGAGUUAAGAGAGCUCUUUUAUUUUACUCUUAUAUAUUAUUAUUAAAAAAAAAAGGCAUUUUAACUUUGUACUUGAAACCUAAAGGAAAGAUUUAAUGUGUUUUAGCCUAGACAUUGAAGUAGCUGAGAUGCUUUACUGUUUGUGGGAAAUCAUGUAUCCAUGCUGAAGAAUAAACUGUGUCCAGACCCUGGGAAGAGCUCGGCCCCCCCUCCAGCCGCCUCCCCCCUCGACAUUCCACGCCGCUCACCCAGACGUCCUUCCUGCCUUUCCAGGGCCCACCCCCACCGCCGCUUUUCUUUUUUCCCCCUAGGAUGGUUUUGGGAUGCCCCAGCCUUUCGUUCGCUUCUUCUUCUUAUUAUUAUUAUUAUUUUUUUAGGGUUGCUUCUAUAUUUAUUGAGAAAAAAAAUGUACAUUUCAGAGUAUGGUUCUGCUCUGCCAGGGGUGGGAAGGGGGAGGCCCGGCUCCCCUCCCCAUGGGCAGGCUGUUGUAUCUCUGUGUAAGUAUUGCUCGUGACAUAGCUGUUUUAUAAACUAAUUAAAAGGUCAAUGGUG
Messenger RNA from Hemicordylus capensis (graceful crag lizard), 6947 nucleotides. RefSeq names its product DNA methyltransferase 3 alpha (gene DNMT3A). Gene Ontology annotation, cellular component: nucleus; cytoplasm. The record is from RefSeq and is a predicted model, not a curated record. Gene Ontology annotation, biological process: negative regulation of DNA-templated transcription. Gene Ontology annotation, molecular function: DNA (cytosine-5-)-methyltransferase activity. The coding region runs from base 862 to 3600 and encodes 912 amino acids. NCBI's taxonomy places the organism in Eukaryota, Metazoa, Chordata, Lepidosauria, Squamata, Cordylidae. The transcript is spliced from 24 exons.